AUGCCGCCGAGAAAGAAACAGCGCGGGGCAGCGCUGGCGCAGUCUUUCGCAGCCGGGGCAGCAACGCCCGUCAAUGCCACAUCUGUUGAUGCGCUGCACCAAGUUCAGCGAGAUUGCGCAACGCUUGUUGAGGACCUGUACUCAUUGAGGCACGCCACAGAGACUGACGUCUACUCAGAGCCUCGUGGCAUCCUACCACUUGAGGGGAAUGGGCUGUUUCCGUGGCCCGUUUUACACGGUGGCACGUUCAAAGAAAUUGCCGAACGUGCUAUGAAGGACACUGACUUACUUGUGAACAUCUCCACAGAGCUUUGCUUCCACCUCGGUCUUCUUGAUGUCCAAGAUGAUGCUGAGUUUUUGCAGCAGUUUUGCAAAAUCGAUGUAUGGCCACCUGAGAAAUCCGAGAGCUUCCAGACAUCAGUGCUCUCUUGGUCGUACUCGGAUCAUGCAUUUUGGCGUGGGCCAUCCGUGGCCAUGAGCGAGGUUGUGAACUUUGCCCAUUCGAUUGCGUCCAGCCGCUUCAGAGAGGGAGAGACCGUGACACUUCGCUUGCCUUGCGGGACAUUGAAGCCGGUGAACCUGGCGCUUGGCAGUUUGUACUUCAAUGAUGGAUCCCAGAAGACCCUUGGUGGAUUCAUCGUGUGGAUCUGCUUGUGCAUCGCUUCAAAGCUGAGCCACAACGAGGGCAAACUUGGGGACAGUCCAAGUCUUCAGGCUUUUGCUAGCUCACUUCUUCGGAUCAGGACGGUCCUGAAGGGUAGUUCAGGGAGCUAUGCAGAUGAUGUUGAUUCCGCUGUGGCACGAAUCGUAAAGCAGAACAUCGACGCCCGAGUACAACCAGUGAGCUCACUGGCAUGGUGCGCCAUUUUGCGCCAACUGAGUGAUGGAGUUGCAAACACCUAUGAAAGUGCUAUGCUGCGGUACAACUCUCACCCAGAAGUAGUUGCUCUCGAAGCAUCUGGCGGAGCCGGACCUAUUUCCCUCGACAACCGCAAGAAGCAGGCGGUCAAGCACCUGCUUCAAUCCACAAGCCCUGAAGCAUUCGGUCAGAUGAUCAGUUCCACACACGAUCUACCCUUCAACCAGGGCCCCUAUGGAGAAGGGUUUUGCUCCAUGCCGGGCAUGUUCAUUGGCAGUGUGGCGAAAUUGGACCCCUUGGACCCGGAGAUGGACACCAUCAGCCCCCAGCCACUUCCCCACGAGUCGUUCAUCACGCUGGACUGGACCCUUCCAUUGAGCGCAGAGGGCCAGAGGUUGCUGUUCACAAGGGUGCGGAAGACUUUCGAUCGCGUGACCGGAAUGGUGCCAACCCAUUUGAAAAAAAAGUACAGGUUGACAACGGAAGAGUUGCUUCGGAUGAGGAACUUGGUCGCUUUGUUUUCCCAGAUUUCUGGGAACAUUCAGUCGAGAACGACUCCAGAGGAGUUUGGCCAGUGGAUCUCUGAUGUGGAAAGUGGUCUGGGCCGAGAUGAAGAUUUGCUUCAUUUGAUACAUCGCCGUCCCCAGACCUUCUCCAUGUCGAUGCUUUUGUCACACCAGGACAAAGCGAAAGAUGAUUUGCAGGAGACUGAGCGGAAGAAAACAGAGCUGGUUGAGACUCAAAGGCAGGAAGUGGUUGCUGCCCAGUUCCGAUACUUUUGCACUGCUUUGGAGCAAGAUCACACGCUCAUGGAGACCGUUCAGAAAGCCCCCGCCGCGGACAAGUACUUGCGAGUAAUGGCAUGUGACUCUGCGCAGCUUGCAAAAUCCGAGAUCAGCAAGAUCAAGCUUCAGAUCGCAACUGGUUGUGGAACCAGAACCCACUUUGACAUUUGUUUCCCCAUUCAACUUUUGCUAGAGGCGGAAGACAGUGGAGUUGGAUUGGAUAUGGUUUCCACGGUUGGCUUCAUUGACUUCAAUGUCCCCGGCGCUAGGGGUGGCAAGGCAGUCCAGGCGCUCACCCAGGCAAUGUCGAUUGUGAACGACACUGGGAAUCCUGCUUUGAAUUGCACCCUGAUGUGCCUUCCGGACCAUGCCAGAGACAGCUGUUUGCGUGGACUUUUUGACGAAGAAAAGGGCAUUCUAGAGGCAUGCUUCGGGCUUCGUCAACACGUUGAAACGCGUUGGAUCGACUUGCUCACGAGGGAAAAACAUGUUGAAGGCAGGAGCAAUGUCCGAAGGUUCAGCAGUGGACGCAUAGUGGUCAACGGUGACACCAUCGAAUCCAACCAGUGGCUUCAGAGCGAGUUGGCAGUCUGUGGGCGCCCGGUUUCCGCAAACGAAGGAGUUGUUGGGGCACCUACAUCAGUGCUGCCCAAAGCUUCAAGCCUCCUCCUGCCAGAGUCUGCCUCGCCGGAGUCUGACCUUCGCUUGUCAGAGAGGUCCCGUCCCUCUCCUGAGCAGCAAAGCGCACAGGAGGGAGCGUCUCGGCUACAGCUCCUCCUGGAGAGCUUGAUUAAGUACACUCCUUUGAAGGGCCCUGUGCUGGUGGUAAACUGGACUGGGUAUGUGGAGGAACUGGCUCUUGCUGUACUGAAUCUUCGCACGAAAGGCAGUGUGUCUGGGGAGCUCGGCUUCAGCUUUGCAGAUAUGUGGUAUUUGUCUGUCCACACGCUGGACACAGCAAGUGGCAACGAGUAUGCUCGUCGCCGAGUGGCGCGGGAAUUGCUGGACGCGUGGCUUUCGAAGCGCCUUGAAGUUGAGGGGCGCCGGUACGAUGACACUGAGAUCACUUUGAGUACGACAAUUGUUGUACACCCGGACCAAGUACGACAGUGGACAAAUGCCGGAAGUGAGUUUGGCGAGAAGUUUGCUACGUUGAAAGCUGACCACGAUGCCCGCUACAUGCGCAUGCUGAAAGAUGCGAUCUCUUCUCAGGGCGGAGCUUCGGGAGCGAACCCCCCCCAGCCAGUGGCAGAUGAUGGUGAUGUUGACGGUGGUGCCACUCCUGAUGCUCCUGGUCCUACAGAUUCUGGUGAGGAUGCACCUGGACCUGUGACCUUUUCUUCUGAGCAGAAGCUCGCUGAGGUUGACCCCAUCCUGUCCUGCUGUCAAUCAGAGGUCAGUGGCAUUGAGCUCAUUCGGACCAAGUCGGGAAAAUUGUACUUGAUUUCGCAGAAAGAGCGGGUUCUUGCCAAGUGGACUUUGCUUGGAGGAUACGGAACAGGAAAGUAUGUGGCUUGUGCGGAUGGCCAGAGCGGAGUGGAACUCGUGUGGCCAGAGGGAGACCGCACACAGUGUCUCAUGGACAUGUCAUCCAUCAACGCCGAGUCGACUCAGGUUGAAUGCCUUACACUGUACAAACUUCUUGUGCACUUGGAAUCCGUCAAGAAGGUGGCAUCCCACAAGCUGUCCUAUACCGAGGUCACUCGCGUCACAGACUCCACUUCCAGCUCUCCCGAUUCAUUCAAGGUGACGCUCAAGGAUCGGAUGCAGUACCAGUGUAUGGCAGACACCACUAAGUCUGCCACGAUGAAAAACUUCUUCAGCCAGAGCGUGGCGGCAGUUAGCAGCUCCAAGUGUGUGCGAGGCGUAUUUCGGUGGAGGUUCGAGCGGGUACACGCCUGCCUGAAAAUUCAGAAACCAUACGUGCUGACAUCCAAGGCUCUUAGCCUCAAGGCCAAGGAGCCGGUAGAGAUCGCCUAG
This is a messenger RNA of Durusdinium trenchii, 3624 nucleotides long. The record is from the annotation of a GenBank genome assembly. Lineage: Eukaryota; Dinophyceae; Suessiales; Symbiodiniaceae.